GCUGCGUCCUCUCCGCAUCCAUCGAUGCGUCCUCGCUCGCUCCACCGCUGCGUCCUCGCUCUUUCCACCGCUGCGUGCUCGCUCCACCGCCGCGUCCCCUCUCCGCAUCCACCGCGUAGGCUCCGUGGAAGUGCAGCAGCCGUGGCUGACAUCGACGCCCACUGUCACACGACAUUGAUGUUCUCAGACUAAACGGCACCAUUUCAUGGCGCUAUCGGAACUCACGUUAAAGAUAAUUAGUCAUCAUGUCUGAUUUCAUUGAAAGUGAAGCAGAUGAGUCUGAAGAUGAAAUAUUUGGAAGAUCUGAGGAGCCGAAGAAACCGCAGAAACACCAAGGGACCAAUGAUGAUGAGGAAGAGGAGGAGGAAAACCCAGAGGAUCAGGAUGAGCACGGGAACCUCAGAGGUCUGAUUGACGACGACGUCGAGAAAGAGGAGGAGGAGGAGGAAGAGGAAGGAGGAGGAGGAGGUGGAGGAGGAGGAGGAGGAGGAGGAGGAGAAGGAGGAGGAGGAGGGCGGGGGAGCAAGAGGGAUGGGGAGGAGGAGGACAGCGACUCCGGCGAGGAAAUUGGACAUCGAAAAAGAAAGCGAAGUUACGACGACCGGCUGGAUGAUGACGACAUCGACCUCAUCGAGGAGAACCUGGGAGUCAAAGUCAAACGGCAAAAGUUCCGUCGUCUCCGAGACAUGUCAGAGGACGAGGACGAGGAAGGCGACGAGGACAUACGGGACGCCCAUGAGAAGGACAUGAUCGCAGACGAGAUCUUCAUGGGCGGGACGGGCAUGGAGGAGCAUGAGCCAGCCAUGGACGUGCCCCUGCACCCUGGGGAGGGGGAGGAGGAGGAGGAGGAGGAGUCGGAUAUCGACGACUUCAUCGUGGACGACGAUGGUCAGCCCUUAAAGAAACCGAAGUGGAGGAAAAAGCUGCCCGGAUAUACGGACGCGGCCCUGCAGGAGGCGCAGGAGAUCUUCGGGGGGGACUUUGACUUCGCCGACUUCGACGCGGAGGCCUAUGACGACGCGGAAGACGAGGAGGAGGACGGCGACGAAGAGUCGUGGGACCGGCCCAAGAAGCAGGCCAAGAAGCGGGCGGGCCGCCGCAGCAUCUUUGAGAUAUACGAGCCCAGCGAGCUGGAGAGCAGCCACAUGACGGACCAGGACAACGAGAUCCGCUCCAACGACAUGCCCGAGCGGUUCCAGCUACGCUCCAUCCCUGUGCGGCCUGCUGAGGAUGACGAGCUGGAGGAAGAGGCGGAGUGGAUCUACCGCAACGCCUUCUCCACCCCCACCAUCUCCAUGCAGGAGGACACAGACUAUUUGGAGAGAGGCCCCACUACUAACUUUAGCAGAAAGGGUCCCAGCAUGAUCGCGAAGAUCAAGGAGGCUCUGAACUUCAUGAGGAACCAGCAUUUUGAGGUACCCUUCAUCGCCUUCUACAGGAAGGAGUACGUGGAGCCCGAGCUGAACAUCAACGACCUCUGGAAGGUCUGGCACUGGGAUGAAAAGUGGACCCAGCUGAAGACCCGGAAGCAGAACCUGAAACGCCUCUUCCACAGGAUGCAGGCCUUCCAGUUUGAGUUGAUCUCCGCUGACCCGGACAAGCCCCUGUCGGACGGCGUCCGUCCCCUCGACUGCGCAGACAUCGACAGAUUAAAGGCUGUUCAGUCGUGUGAUGAGCUGAGCGACGUGUACAACCAUUUCCUGCUGUACUACGGCCGGGACAUUCCCAAAAUGCAGAACGCCUCCAAGUCUAAAUCCAAGAAACUGAAGAAGGUCAAGGAAGUGGAUGAAGAAAAAGAACCGGGUGCAGAGGAAGAGGAGCCUGAGGAGGAAGAGGGAGAGCAGCAGUUGAAAGGGCCGGAGCUGAAGCUGGCCUCUCGUAGAGACAUGUACACCAUCUGCCAGGUUGCUGGACUAGACGGCCUGGCCAAGAAGUUCGGGUUGACCCCGGAGCAGUUUGGGGAGAACCUUCGAGACAGCUACCAGCGCCACGAGACGGAGCAGUUCCCGGCCGAGCCACUAGAGCUCGCCAAAGACUACACGUGCAGUCAGUUCGGUACAGCUGAGGCGGUGCUGGACGGAACGCGCUACAUGGUGGCCAUGCAGCUGGCCCGCGAGCCCCUGGUCCGGCACGUCCUGAGGCAGACCUUCCAGGAGAGGGCCAAGAUCAACACCAAGCCCACCAAGAAGGGCAAGAAGGACGUGGACGAGGCCCACUACGGCUACUCCUUCAAGUACCUGAAGAACAAGUCUGUGAAGGAGCUGACCGGCCAGCAGUUCCUCCUCAUGUGUCAGGCGGAGGACGAGGGGCUGCUCAGCAUCUCCCUCUGCAUCGACCUGCUGGGGGUCAAGGGGUACGGGGACCAGACGUACUUUGAGGAGAUCAAGCAGUUCUACUACCGGGACGAGUUCAGCCACCAGGUGCAGGAGUGGAACCGGCAGCGCACGCUGGCCAUCGAGCACGCCCUCAAGCACUUCCUGUACCCCCAGAUGGCCAAGGAGCUGAAGAACAAGCUGCUGGCUGAGGCCAAAGAGAACAUCAUCAAGGCCUGCAGCAGGAAGCUGUACAACUGCCUGAAGGUGGCGCCGUACCGGCCGGACCAGCAGGCGGAGGAGGAGGAGGACGACGAAGACCUGAUGGCCGAGGCCCAGGCCAAGGGCAUCCGGGUGCUGGGCGUGGCCUUCUCCGCCAGCAGGGACAGCCCCGUGUUCUGCGCGCUGGUGAACAGCGACGGCGAGAUGGGGGACUUCCUGCGGCUUCCCUACUUCCUGAAGCGGAGGAAUGCCUGGAAGGAGGAGGAACGGGACCGCAAGCUCCACGAUCUGGAGACGCUGAAGAAGUUCCUGAACAACAAGAAACCUCACAUCAUCGCCGUGGCCGGGGAAAACCGGGACGCCCAGCUGGUGAUUGAGGACUUUAAGCGCACCGUCAGCGAGCUGGAGCAGGAGUCCUCCUUCCCCUCCAUCGCCGUGGAGCUGGUGGACAACGAGCUGGCCAUCCUCUACAUGAACAGCAAGAAGUCCGAGGCGGACUUCCGCGACUACCCUCCCCUGCUGAGGCAGGCAGUGUCCGUGGCCAGGAAAAUCCAGGACCCCCUGGUGGAGUACUCCCAGGUCUGCAGCAGUGACGAGGACAUCCUCUGUCUCAAGCUGCACCCUCUGCAGGACCAGGUGGAGAAGGAGGACCUGCUGAGCACCCUGCAGUGUGAGUUCAUCAACCGGGUGAACGAGGUGGGCGUGGACGUGAACCGGGCGCUGGCCCACCCCUACACCCAGAGCCUGGUGCAGUACAUCUGUGGUCUGGGCUCCAGGAAGGGCUCCCAUCUGCUGAAGAUCCUGAAGCAGAACAACACGCGCCUGGAGAACCGCACCCAGCUGGUCACCAUGUGUCACAUGGGCCCCAAGGUGUUCAUCAACUGCGCCGGCUUCAUUAAGAUUGACACAUCGUCCCUGGGGGACAGUACCGACUCCUACAUCGAGGUGCUGGACGGCUCACGGGUCCACCCCGAGACGUACGAGUGGGCGCGCAAGAUGGCGGUGGACGCCCUGGAGUACGACGAGUCGGCGGAGGACGCCAACCCGGCCGGAGCCCUGGAGGAGAUCCUGGAGAACCCGGAGCGCCUCAAGGACCUGGACCUGGACGCCUUCGCUGAGGAGCUGGAGCGCCAGGGCUACGGGAACAAGGGCAUAACUCUGUAUGACAUCCGGGCUGAGCUGAGCUCCCGCUAUAAAGACCUGCGCUCCGCCUACAGGAGCCCCAACACAGAGGAGAUCUUCAACCUGCUCACCAAGGAGACCCCUGAAACCUUUUACAUAGGGAAGCUGGUGACCAGCGUGGUGACGGGCAUCGCUCACCGCCGCCCCCAGGGUGAGAGCUACGACCAGGCCAUCCGCAACGACGAGACGGGCCUGUGGCAGUGCCCCUUCUGCCACCAGGACAACUUCCCCGAGCUCAGCGAGGUGUGGAACCACUUCGACAGCGGCUCCUGUCCCGGCCAGGCCAUCGGGGUGCGUUGUCGCCUUGACAACGGCGUCACCGGCUUCGUCCCCACCAAGUUCCUGAGCGACAAGAUCGUCAAGCAUCCGGAGGAAAGAGUCAAGGUGGGCAUGACGGUGCACUGCAGGAUCAUGAAGAUCGACAUCGAGAAGCUGAGCGUGGACCUGACCUGCCGGACCUCGGACCUGUCGGACCGCCAGAACGACUGGAAGCUGCCCAAGGACACCUACUAUGACUUCGACACAGAGACGGAGGACCUGAAGACAGAGCAGGAGGCCAAGAUGAAGCAGCAGAGGACCACGUACAUCAAGCGCGUGAUCGCCCACCCGUCGUUCCACAACAUCAACUUCAAGCAGGCUGAGAAGAUGAUGGAGUCCAUGGACCAGGGCGACCUCAUCAUCCGGCCCAGCAGCAAGGGGGAGAACCACCUGACCGUCACCUGGAAGGUGGCCGAGGGCAUCUACCAGCACAUCGACGUGCGGGAGGAGGGCAAGGAGAAUGCCUUCAGCCUGGGCCACACCCUCUGGAUCAACAGCGAGGAGUUUGAGGAUCUGGAUGAAAUCACGGCCAGAUACGUUCAGCCAAUGGCUGCCUUCGCUCGCGACCUGCUCGGCCACAAAUAUUUUCAAGAAUGUGGCGGUGGAGACAGAAAGAAGAUGGAGGAGGCGCUGGUGAAGAGCAAGAAGGAGAAGCCCGCCUUUAUCCCCUACUACGUGUCCGCCUGCCGCGAGCUGCCUGGGAAGUUCCUCCUGGGAUACCAGCCCAGGGGCAAGCCACGAGUUGAGUUCGUGACCAUCACCCCGGAGGGCUUCAGGUACCGAGCCCAGAUCUUCCCCACCGUCAACGGGCUGUUCCGUUGGUUCAAGGACCACUACCAGGAGCCCGUCCCAGGGCUCACCCCCAGCAGCGGCAGCCGAACCCGGACCCCCGCCUCGGUGAACGCCACGCCCGCCAACAUCAACAUAGCGGACCUUACCCGAGCGGUCAGCGCCCUCCCGCCCAACAUGACCUCCCAGAUGUUCAACGCCAUCGCCGCGGUGACGGGCCAGGGCCAGAACCCCAACGCCACCCCGGCGCAGUGGGGCUCCAGCCAGUACGCCUACAGCGGGGGCGGCAGCACCGGUGGGGGCGGGGGGGGCAGCAGCAGCGCCUACCACAUCUUCGCCACCCCGGCCCAGCAGCCAAUCACGACGCCCCUGAUGACCCCCAGCUACUCGUACGCCACGCCCAGCCAGCUGCAGAGUGCCGGCACGCCGCAGUACCCCAGCAGCACGCCCCAGUCGUCCCACGGAGGGCGGCCGUCCUGCUCCACGCCCUCCUCCUCCACCUCCUCCUCCCGCCACCGGACGCCCCAGUCGCAGUCAAAGUCUACCUCCCACACAGCGGUGGACUGGGGCAAGAUGGCGGAGCAGUGGCUGCAGGAGAAGGAGGCGGAGCGCAAGAAGGCGCGUCCGAGCAGCCGGAUGACCCCGCGGCCCUCGCCCAGCCCCAUGAUCGAGAGCACGCCCAUGUCCGUCACGGGAGACGCCACGCCCCUUCUGGACGAGACCGAUCGGUAGACCCGCCCCCUUUCUUUGGUUCGGUUUGGUUUCCCACCACCGACGGUCAUCACAAGGCCAAACACACUUUUUUUUUUCACGAAACACGGCGACGUGAGGUGUACGUCUGGCGUAGUCGAUGGCCACGCCCACCGAGUCGAGUGCAGCUAAUGGAGAAGAACGAGGUUUGAUUGUAGUCGACGCACGGAAAUGUGCGUACACAUAAAACACUGUUAUGUCUGUACUGCGAGACAUAAAACAAAAACAAUCUUGAAUAAUUGUUGGCACUAAUAAUAGUUGGCACUACAGUGUAAAGAGGGACUCUUUACACUUCAGUCACCCUAAUGCAUGCAAUAAAACACAUGUUAACAAAUUAACUAGUGGUGUCAAGCGAUUAAAAUAUUUAAUCACAUUAAUGACAUAGUUAACUCACGAUUGCACAUUUUUUUCUAUUCUAAAUAUCCCUUGAUUUCUUUAUCCCAUUACUUGUUCUCAUUUUAAUGCUCUUAUCAACAUGGAGAAGUGCAUCGGUAGCCUUGUGCAAAUGUUUUUUUAUUGACAACAACAUUGGCAUAUACCGAUCAAAACAGGACGAUACAAAAAAAAAGCCUAUAGUGCAAUUAAACGAUGAACAUACAAACAUACUGCCUUGAACAUAGCAGUCAGGCUACUGCUUCUUUGUUUUGAGGCAAAGAAAAAAAACAAAAACAUUUGCGUUAAUCGCAAAUGUGUUUAUGUUUAUCAUGAGUUUAGUGUGAACCUUAUACAUGUCGAGCUUCUUUGGACAAAAGCUGAAGGCCAAACUGUUUUUCUGUGUGCGGCAAUAAAAGGGGUGUGUAUGUGUGUGCGUGAGUGUGUGUGUGUGUGGGUGUGUGGGUGCGCGUGUAUGUGUACACAGAAGGCACUGUAGAGUCAUAAGUACUUCUUUGCCAUGCUUACAUAACUAAAACAAGCAAGUUUACGUCACGUCCUACGACUUAAUGUAGGCUGUUAUUAAAACCAGUGUUAUUUCCCAUUUCUCAAGCAACAAACCAAUGUAAGCUAAAGGUGUUCCAACCACAGUAUCCAUGUUUCCCUCUCAGUAUACAUCUGUCAAGUAAUUAAAGCAAUGUCUUGUUGAAAAGGAA
Molecule: messenger RNA, 6661 nt
Organism: Gadus morhua (Atlantic cod)
Lineage: Eukaryota; Metazoa; Chordata; Actinopteri; Gadiformes; Gadidae
Product: transcription elongation factor SPT6
Exons: 37
Coding region: 246-5555 (1769 amino acids)
Biological process (GO): nucleosome organization; transcription elongation-coupled chromatin remodeling; transcription elongation by RNA polymerase II
Cellular component (GO): transcription elongation factor complex
Molecular function (GO): DNA binding; nucleosome binding; histone binding
Source: RefSeq, a predicted model, not a curated record